Molecule: messenger RNA, 129 nt
Organism: Paramecium tetraurelia
Lineage: Eukaryota; Ciliophora; Oligohymenophorea; Peniculida; Parameciidae
Exons: 1
Source: RefSeq, a predicted model, not a curated record
AUGUAUAAACUUCAUUAAAAGUAUUUUUCGUAUGACGGAAACUUAAAUUAUAAAUAUCAUAUUGAAAUUCUAAUAAAUUCAAUGAUUUUAACAACAUUUAAAUAGCAUUCUAAUAUUUAGUGUAUAUGA